GGCGGCUGGCUGGCUGCGCCGGUUCCUGUCAGCAUGGUGGCCAGGAAGCGAGAGCGGCGUAGCCUUUUGUGGGCAACAGUUGCUGCAUUUAUCCUAGCUGUAAAUGCGUCUUUUGUAGAAGACUUAGAUGACUCGUUUAAAGAAAACCGUAAAGAUGACAUUUGGCUUGUAGAUUUUUAUGCACCUUGGUGUGGUCAUUGCAAGAAACUGGAGCCAGUGUGGAAUGAAGUUGGUAAAGAGAUGCAAAGCAUUGGGUCUCCAGUUAAAGUUGGAAAGAUGGAUGCAACUUCCUAUUCUAGUAUUGCCUCUGAGUUUGGAGUUCGAGGCUAUCCAACAAUUAAGCUGUUGAAGGGUGACUUGGCAUACAACUACAGAGGAGCCAGGACCAAAGAUGACAUUAUUGAGUUUGCAAACAGAGUAGCAGGGCCUGUUAUCCGACCUCUCCCUAGCCAGCAGAUGUUUGAACAUGUUCAGAAGAGGCACCGGGUACUUUUUGUGUACAUUGGUGGGGAAUCUCCAUUAAAGGAAAAAUACAUAGAAGUUGCUUCCGAACUAAUUGUUUAUACAUACUUUUUUUCUGCCUCAGAAGAGGUACUACCUGAGUAUGUGACACUCCCCGAAAUGCCAGCUGUUCUAGUUUUUAAAGACGGUACUUACUUUGUCUAUGAUGAAUACGAAGAUGGUGACUUGUCAUCUUGGAUAAACAGAGAGAGAUUUCAGGGAUAUCUUAAUGUAGAUGGAUUUACACUCUAUGAGCUCGGAGACACAGGCAAACUUGUGGCCAUUGCAGUUAUUGAUGAUAAAAAAUUUUCUGCUGAACAUACAAGGUUGAAGUCUAUUAUUCAAGAAGUUGCCAAAGAUUACAGAGAUCACUUUCAUAGGAACUUCCAAUUUGGCCAUAUGGAUGGAAAUGAAUACAUUAAUAGUCUACUAAUGGAUGAUUUGAAAAUUCCUACUGUUGUUGUAUUGAACACAUCCAAUCAGCAAUAUUUCCUGCCUAAUAAACCCAUUGAGAACUCUGAAGAUAUGGUACAAUUCAUUAAUGAGAUCUUGGAAGGCACUGUAGAAGCACAAGGUGGAGAUGGAAUUCUUCAACGAAUCAAGAGAAUAAUUUAUGAUGCCAAGUCUACUGUGGGAUCUGUUUUCAAGAGUUCCCCACUUCUGGGCUGCUUUCUCUUUGGCCUGCCACUGGGUGUCAUUAGCAUCAUGUGUUACGGAAUUUGUACUGCUGACACCGAGGGAGGCGCAGGAGAAGCAGAACCAUUGACAGAGGAAACAGCAGGCAGGGAACUGACUGAUGAAGGCACUGAAGGCACUGAUGAAGGCACAGAAGAAGAACAAGAGGGGACCGCUGAAGAAGCCAUAGAACUUGCAAGCGGAGAGCAAGAACAGAAAACUAUAUUGGAAAAGAAAAAAGACUAAACUGGUAGUUAAACAGUUUCUCUGUAGAAUUUCAAAAUAGAGACUUAUUUAUUGAAUUCAGCCAUUUACAUACGACCUUCAGAGAUGAGGACUUUUAUCAGUUUAUUUGCAUGCUUUCAAAAUAUCUUGGCUUGUGAGAAGGACUGGUGGGAGCUUGGGUUUUGAAGUCUCAUUCUUAGCUUGCUGAAAAAACCAAAUUAAGGAAUAUACCUGGGCAAUUUUACAUGGAUAUCAUGACUUAAUUAUGUGUUAGUGUUUCCAGACUCCAUUGGACAACAGAUGUUCCUUUUCUGGAGCCUGCUCUGAAUUGAAACAGUAUGACCAAAGGAAACAAAAUUCAUAUGUAUAAAACCCUCAUGUGAAAUCUGUAAAUAUAACUGAGGUUUUGAAACUUCUUAUUGGGAAACAUGCAUUGAAAAUGUUACAAAACGUAUUUUUACUUGAAUUAUGGUAGAUUUUGAAAAGCAGUUUCUUGCUGUUUCCCUAGAACUCCAUUUAAUACAAGUUUUAAAAUGAUUAAAUUUGCAUUUGCCUACUCCUUUUAAUAAAGUGAAAAAUGUUGCAGAUUUUAAAACUCAUUGAUUUCUGUAUUUUACUUUAAAAACAAGGGGUGUUUCCUUGUAGAGGAAAUAGUUCUUAAAUCCCAAGUACUUGAACAAACCCAUGGGCUCUGUUUGCUCAUGGAGUCAUUAGAUGAAAGCUCAGUAUGGGUCUAUGUGCACACUGUGUACGUGGUUCUAUGACAACAAGCCUUCCAGUGCAUCAUAAUAUUCAAUCUUGUUACAUAGUUGGUGCCUACCAGUGAAAAACAUGUAUUUAAACAAAUAUUAACUUGUUAACAUGGGUAUCUACAGUGAUGUCUCUACUGACUACAGGCUCUUGACUGGAGGGAAAGUUAAUUAUCUCUAGCACUGUUAACAUUUAUAGAAAAGGGAGUAUUUGUCAGCAUAAUGUGUUUUUUAUUAGCUGUUUAAUCAUAUAAUGCAUCUCUGAUACUGCCCCAUGACAUUGAAAGAGACUAAGCUCUCUUCAGAGUUAGGGUCUCCUGGGAUAAGCCAUAAGAUGGUGUUGGGAGUAUUGAUACCAUGGUGAUUGCCAUAGCAACCAAGCCUGUGCUGCUCAUUUCCAGGACUAAGGCUGUCACAUUUGGUUGUUAAACUAUAAAACAUAAAAGCUUUUCAGCUUGUUGAUCACUAUACAACAUUUUGAUAUAAUGUGGAUAUCCUCCAUAUCAGGCAGCUCAAUAUAGUUGUUAUAUAUGUAUUCUAUUCUAAAGAAAUUUUAUGCUUGAAUAGAUUUUUUUUUAAAUAAAGAGACUGGUUAACUUGCACAAAAAGUAGAAGCUUGCUUUUUCUGUAGAAUCCAAAAUCCAAUAAUAACUAGUGAAGCAACUUGUAAUGCAGCCCAAAUUAAGAAGCUCUUCUAACUUAAGAAAUGUUGUGAAACCAUCCUGCCAGUGGCUUUGUUACUUUCAAAAUGCAUAGUGGUUAUUAUUAUUAUUAUUAUUAUUAUUUAGUAAGGAUAUCUUUUUAUUUCAUUGAGAAGAGGAAAUGAUUUUGAUAAAGGUAAACAUUGCUUUGCAGAAGAAGAAACAUGAGAACUACAAUUAUUCUCUUCCCCCAAGAGGGAACUACUAUUUGUUUAUUUUUUCAUUUAUGGUUCAAAGAAAUGUUUGUGACAGUUUGUAUUAUUUACAUUUUUAUCUUUUACAUAUAAGCCAGGUUGCUUCAGUUGUGAAUAUAUCAAAAGAACAAGGUUCUUUUAGAAGCAUUUUUGUUUCCAGAAUUCGUGAGAUGUCAUUCCAGUCUUGUCUUGUACCCACAGUUAGCGUUGAGGACCUGCUUCCUAGAGCCUAAAUUCUCUGUGGCAGUAAGGCAGGCUUCAGAUGGUGUACCUUUUAUUGCUUUUACAUAUUCUUUAGGAAAGCAGUUUUAAAUAAGGGUGGCUUACGACUCCUAACUCUUAUUUCAUAUUCUUUUAAAAAAUCUUGAAGUUCUUAAUUAGAUAUUUGUUCCCAUAGCUGCAGGUUGCAGCCAAAUUCUGUUCCGGUUCUAAAAGGGUGCACAUUCGAAGAGAACAAAUCCUUCUAGUACUAUUUCGAAUUAUAUAGUGUUCAGCAAGUAGAUUUUGAGUGGUUUGACCAGUGGCAAGAUAUGUAUUUGCCAUUCUGCUUAUGGUCAAACUACUUACUGUUACCCAAACUGAAAUCUUUUUACCGCUUUCUUCCAUAUACAUGACAUCAUAGUUAACUCUACUUUAAAUGAUGCUUCCCUGUUAUUUUUUUAUCAUUUAAAAUGCUUCACACAGAGAGGGAUAGUUAUUUUAACGUGAAUGAAUGGAAGUGCUCUGACUUCUGAUCUUUGUUCUACCUUACUGGAUUCUUCAAGUGUAAAUGUGUUUUUCUACUACAAUAAAAAAUUAAACAUUUG
Molecule: messenger RNA, 3851 nt
Organism: Eublepharis macularius
Lineage: Eukaryota; Metazoa; Chordata; Lepidosauria; Squamata; Eublepharidae
Gene: TMX3
Product: thioredoxin related transmembrane protein 3
Exons: 16
Coding region: 34-1422 (462 amino acids)
Biological process (GO): peptidyl-cysteine oxidation
Cellular component (GO): endoplasmic reticulum
Molecular function (GO): protein disulfide isomerase activity
Source: RefSeq, a predicted model, not a curated record